GUAUUUUCCAGUAGUUUCUCCGGCGUUCCCUCUUCCCAGCUUCAGCAAGAGCAUAAGAGAUGCCAUUCGAAAAGCAAAACAAAUGUAAUUGAGUGGUCUCUCCAAUGGCGCCCUCUCUGCCUUGUUUAUAGCGUCUUCGUUUACCACCCUUGCGCGCGCGUGCCGCUGUCGUCAACCAAUUCCUGUCUGGAGUGUCUGACCGCGGGUGGGCGAGUGGGGUGUGUCUGCAAGCGGAGAGAGCGUGCGAUUCAGACUCCUUGUACACAACACGACUCGAGUGAGAAUAAAAUGCUGCAAAAUCUGAAAUUGACACGACUCAGAGUCUAGCAGCAAUCUGACACUUUUUUUGUUCGCCAGUUCGGGGAGAGACUGCCUGGAACCAUGAAGAAAUCGAGCCCGGCAAAGCAACAACCACCACCUCCGGCUGAAGUCACAGUGCCAGAUAACGAGGUUACUGUGCAACAACUGAACGAGCUGUUGUCAAACAGCAGCGGAUUUUACAGUUUACCAACACAGCAUUUCAACGAGGUCUUCCCUAGAAUAUACGUUGGUAACGCGUUUGUGGGCCAGAAUCUAAUGCGUCUGCAGAAGCUGGGCGUGACCCACAUCCUGAACGCGGCGGAGGGCAACUCCUUCAUGCACGUCAACACCAACGCAGAGUUCUAUGCUGGCUCGGGCAUCACCUACCACGGCAUCCAGGCCAACGACAAGCCUCAGUUCAACCUCAGUACAUUUUUUGAGGAGGGGGCAGACUUCAUUGAGAAGGCUCUGGCACACAACAAUGGCAAAGGGAAGGUGUACGUCCACUGCCGAGAGGGCUACAGCCGCUCGCCCACCAUUGUCAUCGCUUACCUCAUGCUGCGCCACAACCUGGACGCCCGGGUGGCGGUUGCCACGGUGAGGCUGAAGAGAGAGAUCGGCCCCAAUGACGGCUUUCUGCGCCAGCUGUGCCAACUCAACGAGAAGCUGGCAAAAGAGGGCAAGUUGAAUGGGGUGAUGCCAGUCGUGGCUGCCAGGUUAAAGACAAAGUAAGAGAGGGAGAGAGACCCAAACCCUCCUAUUCUGCGUUCCAUAGGAGACAACCUGACUCAAUCCACCCUGACCGCCAAACGUCUCACACACAUGCACAUACAUGUAACAUGCAUGCACUGUACAUACAUAGUGACAGUCACACAAUAACUCUCUCACACAAACUCUCCUAUCUGUCAUGCUGCCGUCCUCUUUCUCACCUUCUCUCUGUCUCUCGCUCUCUGUCUCUCGCUCUGCUGGUCUCCUUGGGUACAUUUGUCUAAACCCCAGCCUGUUCCGAUAGUGGGGGAAGUAUGUUAGGCCAAGGGGUGUGGAAAAGAGGGUACCUGGGGCAUGCAGGCAUCCAUCUAACCAUGGCUUAGUGCUUUCCAGUUUACUCUGUCACCCAUCUUCUCUCUGUAGAUUCCAUAAGCAUACGUCCCACUGCUGGCACACACAGCCCCAAAGUUUUGACUUGACCAAUGAAGCAUUCCGUAGAUCAUAUGUUUAAAACACUGAACAUUUCUCUCCGUGUUCCACUUGGAGCUCUGAGGUCGGAAGAGAGUCGGAAGAGUACAAAUAAUAUAUUAUAGCACAAUCAUUAAACAGAAUCCCACUGCCGGGACUGUCGGACUACAAUGAUGUCAUGACCCCAACAAAAUGAUCUCUGACCAGUCUGGAAUGUUUUGGGACAUUUAGACUAUUCCUGAUUGGGUGUGACAAUGAAGCACCCUGACAUCACACAAGGAAGUGUUGUGGGUAGUGUUGGGUGGGCUAAUUUGGUGUAUAAAAAAAAUUUAAAAAACAUUCCAUAGAGACUGGCUCCCCAAGAUGUCAUACUCACACACACACACACACCCAUCAUGUCUAAGUAGAAGCAAGCAACACACACACAUCAUGUCUAGGUAGAAGCAAGCAGCAACACACACACACACACACCUCAUGUCUAAGUAGAAGCAAGCAGCAACACACACACAUCAUGUCUAUGUAGAAGCAAGCAGCAGCACACUUUAUGUGCAUUUACAGGGAUGGAACCUAUUUACAAAGGAAAACGCACUUACCAUGCCAGACAGGUACCCACUGCCAAUUCCAAAGUGCACAUCCGUCGUACAUCCGUCGUUGUGUCCAUCCCAUAGAUAUACAGCUCCACUGUCAAUCAAUGCCAGAAUUGGCCGUUAUGUCAACUGCCUUGAACCAAUAUGUGCAUACUAAUGUUAUGCCAAUUUGGAGGUGAACACCUAAGGCUUUUCUGUUUGUCUGUAUUAGUACAUUGCAGGAUACUGUAUGUCUCAAUGCCCUGCCAUCCUAUUGAAGUAGAUAUUUAAGCAAUAAUGCAUGAGGGGGUGUGGUAUAUGGCCAAUAUACCACGGCUACGGGAUGUUCUUUCGCACAACGCAACCCAGAGUGCCUGGAUAAAGCCCUUAGCCGUGGUAUAUUGGCCAUAUAACACAAACCCCCUAGGUGCUUUAUUGCUAUUAUAAACUGGUUACAAACAUAAUUAGAUCAGUCAAAAUAAAUGUGGUAUAUGGUCUAAUAUACCACAUAUUUCAGCCAAUCAGCAUUCAGGGAUCAAACCAGCCAGUUUAUAAUAUAUGAUCACAACCAAGAGAGAAACGUCUCAGAAAUGAUUAUAACCGGUGUUGCACAUACAGUUGCACAUGAAUUGAGAUGAAUUGUGGAAGGCUCUACAGCUUUCUGAAACAAUUUCUGUCUUUAAAUGACAUUCGAAUCAAUGGAAAGACCAAAGGCUCCAGGCAAGCUCACAAGACAUCUAACCCUGGUGGGGGGGGGGGGUUUAACCCCUCAAAUGUCCCUGUUGCAUCCGGAGUUGUCUUUGACUUAACUUCAUGGUCAAGUGUGAUAGACAGUCACUGGAUCCAGCCCCACUAGCAGGGACAGCGAGUCCUAACGAACCAUCAUCACUCCAUUUUGGAAACGAUGUACUAAAGAGGGGUCUAGCACAGCCACGGUUAGUUCACCCGGUUCUUCCCAUGUGUCAAAUCCGAUAGAGCUCAGUCGCUCAGCAUAGAGGCCUACGGGCUUAUUGGUGCAUCCAUGGGUGGAAUGAAUAGAAGUGGAAAUAGUUAUCUCUGUCUGAGAAAUUGAACUCUGAAAACGAGGUUACGUUAUGUCAUACGGCACCAUCUAUUCCUCAUUUUAUACAUCUAUAUACAUAGAAAUAUUAUACAUGUAUAUACAUAUUUAAGCAUUGACAUAUAUGAAUGUAGAGCAAUGUGUCUAUAAUAUGUAAGUAUCGUUAGUACAUGUGUAUAUCACUGUAGCACUUAUACUGUAGUUCUUAUGUCAACAUUAGAUCACUCAGUCCUCUACUAACUCUUCUACAUUCCUCCUAUAUUCCAAUAUCUGUAUUUAAAGAUGCCUUCAUGCUUUUCCCUCUGCGUUCUGUUGGGGAUAUACAUGGAGAUCAAUGGAGGGAUUGUAGAUCUAUUUUUAUUCAAAUCUAUUGAUUCUGUGACUCAUGCUGAUGACUGAUGGGAUGUUCUCUCUGACUCGGAUGCUCUAUGCUCUGACCCCAACUUAACUUAUUAUUGACAAGUCAACGAGGAGGCUGGUGGGAGGAGCACUACGAGCACGGGCUCAUUGUAAUGGCUGGAAUGGAAUGGUAUCAAACAUAUGGAGGUCCAUUGGUUCCAUUCCAGCCACUACAAUGAGCCCGCCCUCUUAUAGCACCAGCCUCCUCUGUCACACUACUAUUUAUAAGCACCAUCACGAGCAUCCCCCCCCUAGUUAAUCCAUUUUAAAAACAGAACGAUAUUCCGGUAGGAUCUCUAUAACAUUCCUGUAUGAUCUGGAGACCAACCUAACCCACUGUAGUUACUGAGAACCUUUAGUGCUGUCAACGCGGACGUAUUUCCUAGAUUUCCUGCGCCAAGCAGCCUAUAGUAGCUGUUCAUGACUGGCUUUGUUUUCUCUGUCGUUCUAUCAGGCCAAUAUACCAUGAGGCUGUUUUCCUACUGCCCAACAAUAGACAACAAGACACUGUUGGUGGCAUUUUUUUUUUAAAUGGGAGGGGGUCAUUCAUUGAUUACAAAUGAAAGGUUCAGCUAUUUAACCCAUUUGGAGAAUUUUGGUGUAUUGUUCUAAGAUGAGGGUUAUUUAUUUGUUUCAACAUUUUAACUGCCUACAGCUUAGCGAUAGUCCUUUUUUUGUAUUUGCUUUACCACAAAUUAGGUUAAAGGGUUAACUUUAUAACAUGCAUAAGGGGUUGUAAAAUACAUUGAACCAGAUCCAUAGAUCAGCAUCAAACACACCCAUCUGUUAAUGUGUUGAAGGAUAGGGGAAACAGUGUCCCCUGCUGUUUCAAAUGUUUUUGCACAAUUUAUUAAAUAAUGGUAAUGCCGUUAAGCUGACACUUUAUUUGCCAAUUAUCGUUACUCCUAGUUUCUGCUGUGCCUAUUAUACAGUUGAGAUUAUUGUAAAACAUGGACUGAAGUGGGACAAUUUUUCUUGUCUAUUUUUGAAUGAUAUGUCAUUGAUGUACUGCAGGGGGAGGCAGCCCUGGUCCUCGAGUGCUGCAGGCACGUUAUGUGUUGGAUUUACCAACCUGAGAGACCAGGUGUGUUGAAUUUAGGUAAUCACUGAACUGAUCAAUUAGGCCUGUUGGCCAGGUGUGGUGCCUUGUUGGAACAAAAUCCUGCAGUACCUGCGGCCCUCCAAGAUCAGGGUUGCCUAACCCUGAUGUACUGUAUAUUCACUCUUGAAUAUAAUAUACUAUUGAAUUGUCAAUGUAUUAAUGUUACAACAUUUCUGUGCUUAUGGUUUUGCUAUGUGUUGUAAUGUCAGGAAUGGGAAAUGUGAUAUUCCUCAUCUAUAUGAGGGAUAUUUCCAGUCACCUCAAAUGAUUGGCACCCUUGAUAAAGAUGCUCAAACAUUUUGAAAUGAUUGUAUGAUCUGAGUAAGUAAGAGUAAUUUUUAACAAAAAUAAUUACAACAAAAAGUAUUUUUUUUAAAAGAGCCAUCUGACCAUAGAACCGGUUUUAAUCUACAUGCCAAUUCCGUUUAGCAAGCUUAUACUGUACCUAGUGUAAAAUAUGGUGGUGGAUCUUUGAUGUUAUGGGGCUAUUUUGCUUCCACUGGUCCUGGGUCAUCAUGAACCUUACCCAUUACCAGGACAUUUUAGCCCACAAUAUUGUUGCUUCUAUCAGAAGGCUGUGGAUCUUCCAGCAAGACAAUAACCCCAAGACAAUAACCCCAAGCACACAUCAAAAUAGUUAAUUGACCACAAUAUCAACAUUCUGCAAUGGCCAUCUGUCUCCAGACUUGAACCCCAUUGAAACCUGUGGUUUGAAUUGAGGAGGGCCGUCCAUAAGAGCAGGGGAAGGAUAUCAAGGAUCUGGAAAGACUCUGUAUGGAGGAAUGGUCUCAGAUCCCUCCCAACAUGUGUUCUCCAAUGUCAUAAAACAUGUUAGAAAAAAACUUAAGUGUUGUAAUCCUCGCAAGGGGAGGGUGCUGGAGUACUGAAAACCGGGGCGCUAAUCAUUUUGACAUAUCUUUUAGAUUACUUGUUAAUAAACAAAAUCUCUUUCUCUGACCAAUUGUUAGUAUAAUAUAAUUUCCCUGAUGUUUUGAGCAUACAAUAAAUAUCAGUAUUUGAUAUCUUUUUUUUUGUUGCUCAUCUUUAUCACUGGUGCUAAUAAGUUUGGAGGUGUGUUACAGUAACGGCACUCUGGCCAUUGUGAGUCACUGUAUUUUACCAUAACGAAAGGUAUUUAAUCAGCCCUAUAGUAAUGUAAUAUCCUUGUGUGUUCAAGUAUGCUGUUUGUAAAGAGAAAAUGAAAUAAUGGGUAUGAUUUUAUUGUUAAUGUGCAUUUCAAUGAUCUGUGUGUGUGUGUGUGUGUGUGUGUGUGUGUGUGUGUGUGUGUGUGUGUGUGUGUGUGUGUGUGUGUGUGUGUGUGUGUGUGUGUGUGUGUGUGUGUGUGUGUGUGUGUGUGUGUG
Molecule: messenger RNA, 5964 nt
Organism: Oncorhynchus gorbuscha (pink salmon)
Lineage: Eukaryota; Metazoa; Chordata; Actinopteri; Salmoniformes; Salmonidae
Product: dual specificity protein phosphatase 3-like
Exons: 3
Coding region: 382-1032 (216 amino acids)
Biological process (GO): negative regulation of MAPK cascade; protein dephosphorylation
Cellular component (GO): cytoplasm
Molecular function (GO): protein tyrosine/serine/threonine phosphatase activity; MAP kinase phosphatase activity
Source: RefSeq, a predicted model, not a curated record